CGGCGCCUUGUGGCCAACGGGCGGGGCGGUGCUGGGGGACCGCGCGGGGCGCCGUACCGGAAGCGGCGGUCGCUAGGGCCCGCCGUCGCUAAGGGCCCGAGCCGGGAAACGGCUGCGGCUGGGCCUGGUGCGGGCCGGGCCGGGCCGGGCCUGGCCAUGGCCGCGGCGGGGCUGAGCGAGCGGGAGCAGGCCGGGUGCCGCCAGCUGCUCGAGCUGCUGGGCACCGAGGAGCUGAUGGCGCUGACGGACACCAUCACCAACCGCCUGGUCCACCCGGAGAACCGCCAAGAAGCCAUUAGUGCCAUUUUGGUUUACAGCCAAAACGUAGAAGAACUUUUGAAACGAAGAAAAGUCUAUCGAGAAACAAUUUUUAAAUAUUUGGCAGUACAAGGAAUCGCAGUGCCUCCUUCCUCUGAGAAACAUCAACUCAUUGCUUAUGUAAAGCAGUACUGGGACGGGAAGCUCCUGACAAAUGACUCGGAGUCAGGGGAGAGAAAAACACACGCAGAGAGUCAUGAAAAGAGAUCCAAGUCGGCACAAGAUGAUGUUCAUUAUCUAGGAGAAGAAUUCUGCCAAUGGUUCUUUGGACUCCUGAAUUCUCAACAUCCUUUGGGAGUUAAAUCUGAAGAAAAAUGGGGACCACAGCAUUUCUGGGAGGAUGCCAAACUGAAGUUCUGUUACAACACAUUAGAAAAAAACAUGGAAGAAUACGUUGGUGCAGAAAUGGUGAGCCUUCGUCUGCUCUCAUUGGUGAAAGAAGAAUAUCUUCUGUUCAACCCCAAUCUGAAUGCUGAUGGACUGAAAUGUGUCAUGUCUCGGCAUGGCUUAGUACUGGUAGCAGUGGCUGGCACGGUACAUAGAGGCAACAUCUGUUUGGGCAUCUUUGAACAAAUUUUUGGACUCAUUAGCUGUCCGAUCAGAGGGAAUACCUGGAAAAUAAAAAUUGUGAGUCUUAAAAUCAUUGGACAGAAUGCUCUGGAGCCUGGAGUGCAAAUUGAAAAACCCUCCAUAAAAUACGAGUCAAACCAGCUGCAGGAGCUGUUUGAUGGGAAAGAACUGGCUGUGCUUGAACCUCAUAAAUUCUGAGCAGUUCUUCCACAACUGAGGGACUGGUUGGAGGGGGCGGGAAAGCAUACAGCACUUGUUGUGCGUGGUUGAAUAUUGAAAUGAUUGCAGCCAUGCGAUGUUGUCUCUUUCUUGAGUCACAUUUGCCAGAUGACAAGCAGAGAUGAAGUAUUUUUGCAGGUGAUGCUUUUGGGCACCUUUCCAACAGCCAACAAACUUUUCAAAAUAUUACUUGAGAUUACUUUAGAUUACUACUCACUAAAGUUAGGAAUGAAAUUACUUUGGUUAUUCUUGCUUACAGAACAUGGGUUGCAUUUGAAUAUGGGAAGGCUGCAGUGUGCAUUUUUGGCGGGAACAGGCAAAAUAAUGUGAACGAACAUUGCUGCCUUUUAUGUUCUGAACAUGGUUUCUUCACUAACCAGUAGUAGUAAUUUAAUGGGACGAUGCAGGGAAGUUAGCAUUGUUUAAUUCUGUUCUGUUAGGUUAAAAGCUUUCCUUUCUCUUACAAUUCCAACUCGGAGAUGGUUUUCCAGGAAUUUGUUUCUAGCACUGACUCUCUUGGAUCAAAUAGUUUAUUCUGGGACUUAAAACAACACUGUCUGAACCAAAUGCUGUGAUAAUUAUUUUGUAUAUACAUACAACAGAGAUUCUAAUAUAAUAAUUGUGAUUUUUGUAUAUUUUCUCAAAAGAGGAGCUUUGUCUACUCCUGGAUGCUUUAUUACUUUGACUAGAAGUCAAUUUGUUAACGGUGGGGAUUUACAACAGGAGGUGAUAUAAAAUAAACAAAUAAUCCAAAUACCACUUCCUAGCGUUAAUAAUUAGCAUUGUAGAACUUGACUGCUUUUUACAGCUCUUUUUUAUUAUGAUUAUUAUUAUAAGUUAUUAAUGGUGAAACCAGAUAAAAAAUCCUUCUCUAACA
Oxyura jamaicensis (ruddy duck) is the source of this 1984-nucleotide messenger RNA. It is a transcript of the gene C1H3orf38, whose product is annotated as chromosome 1 C3orf38 homolog. The transcript has 3 exons. NCBI's taxonomy places the organism in Eukaryota, Metazoa, Chordata, Aves, Anseriformes, Anatidae. The record is from RefSeq and is a predicted model, not a curated record. Bases 157 to 1086 code for a protein of 309 amino acids.